Messenger RNA from Helianthus annuus (common sunflower), 768 nucleotides. RefSeq names its product uclacyanin 1. Gene Ontology annotation, molecular function: electron transfer activity. Bases 2 to 640 code for a protein of 212 amino acids. The transcript is spliced from 2 exons. Lineage: Eukaryota; Viridiplantae; Streptophyta; Magnoliopsida; Asterales; Asteraceae. The record is from RefSeq and is a predicted model, not a curated record. Gene Ontology annotation, cellular component: plasma membrane.
CAUGACAAACAUCAUACAAACACACACUUUCUUGAAAAUCACCUUGUUUUUUCAAGAAUAUAAAAUAAUGGCUAAAGUGUCAAUUAUGAGGGUACUAAUCGGGUUGGCUGCUAUGGUGAUGCUUCUACAGGUGGUGGUGGCGACUGACUACACUGUUGGAAGUCCAAGCGGCGGGUGGGACACGACAACUGAUCUGGGGUCGUGGUCUUCAUCCCAAACAUUUACAGUUGGCGAUAAUCUAGAUUUCCAGUUUGGUCCUACCCAUGAUGUUGUUGAGGUCACAAAGGACAACUAUGAUUCAUGUGGAACAGGAAAUGCUAUUUCAACCACCACGACUAGCCCGGCUAGAAUCGCACUAACCUCAGCAGGAACCCGGUAUUUCAUCUGUGGUAGAAGCAAUCAUUGCAGCCUAGGAAUGAAGGUUCAGGUAAAUGUAGUAGCAGCCUCAACACCAACAACACCUUCACCGCCACAAACCACCACCCCAUCAUCCCCAACUCCGCCAGAAGCUGGUCCUACAAGUCCUUCACCGCCACCACCUGCCACCGGAACGAAUGUGGAGCCUCCAUCAUCAGCUAUAUCACUAAAGAUGACCGCUGGAACUAUGCUUGGGCUUGGGUUCCUUGUCAUGCUGCUAUAAGAAUUCAUUGACAAUGUGUUUUGCCACUUUUUACUUGUUUUCAUUAUAUAAAUUUCAUCAUUUUGUUAUAUAAUCAUGUACUUGUGUUUGUUAAAAUUCAUUGAAUAACAGAUUGUUUUAAAGCGCCA